Sodiomyces alkalinus F11 is the source of this 1452-nucleotide messenger RNA. Its product is annotated as transcription initiation factor iif. The coding region runs from base 134 to 1261 and encodes 375 amino acids. The record is from RefSeq and is a predicted model, not a curated record. Gene Ontology annotation, cellular component: transcription factor TFIIF complex. The transcript has 4 exons. Lineage: Eukaryota; Fungi; Ascomycota; Sordariomycetes; Glomerellales; Plectosphaerellaceae. Gene Ontology annotation, biological process: transcription initiation at RNA polymerase II promoter; transcription by RNA polymerase II.
CUUCCCGGGUAGGUAAUCACUACCCUCUUUCCACCCUACAAGUCACCAAUUUUACCUGUUGAGCUCUAGAUUCUGCAACGUCAUUGCUCAUUGCUGCCUGGACUGCUAACACUUUCACCCGGAGGUCAUCGCCAUGGCCCAACCUGUUCAAAUCAAAGCGGAAUCGCCAUACAUUAAACCAGACCCUGAUGCAUUCAGUGGCUCCGCUGUUGCCCUACCCGAUGAAGACGAUCUAUACGAAGAUGCUGGGGACCUUGAGUUCUUUGAUUCAGCUGUCUCGCAAGGCUCGUUUGAUCAGGCGUACCUAGCAAAAGUCCCCAAGGAAAUCUGGGAUGCUUGGAGUAAGCUUCCUGAUGACGCGGAUAUUGAAGUGGGCACGAUGAGGCAGUGGGAUGUAAUACGCCCGGACGGCACGAUAGAUCACCGAUUCCGCAUGCUCCUGAAUACGGAGCUCGCGGGGCACCAGCUCGUCCCAAGGGAAUACGACCUCGAAAUGAACCCUGACAUUAGCCAGAACACUUACGUCUUUACGGAGGAGGACCUUCCUACUUUCAACACUAGAUCGAAGGCGAGAAAUGACGCCGCUAGCGGGAUACCAGCCCAUUUACUGCGAGCUAGGACUGAAAAAGUGAAAGAGAGACCGGCUAGAAAACCAUUCGACAGAAAGGCUAAAUGGCAACCAUACUACCGAAAGGCGAUUCCGAAAAGAACAAAGAUUGCGGCACGCAUUCAAUACGAGAUGGGAUGCAAGCCUGUUGACAACGAGGAAAACCGCGCCAUACUGCAGCUGAAACAAAUGGAGGCGCAGAAACCCAAGCACACACUCAAGAUUGUGGACCAUCAUCAAAUAUCGGGUGUCAUCCAACAAGGCUCAGCUGCUGCUCAAGCUAAGUUCGGGUCCUUCGUUAAAACAACCAACGCUGUCAAGGCCACCAAACAGAAGAAGCUCGUCAAUAAAGCUAUUCGCAUGGACGAGGCUGAAUUGCGGGAGGCCCUGUUGGAUGCAUUUACCAACCGAUAUCAAUAUUGGAAGAUGUCUGUCCUCAAGGCAACGUUCAACCAGCCAGAGGCGUACUUGCGACAAGAGCUGGAGAAGGUUGCUGCCCUCAAUCGUUCAGGUCCUCACGCCAAUGAAUGGGAGCUAAAGCCGGAGUUCAAGUUUAUUCAAAACCAGGCAUUGGCUGAGAGCGCACCCGACGCAGGACCUGAUGAAGAUGAUGAGCUAGACUUGGUGGAUGUUCUUCCAGAUGCAUCAACUUAACCCUAUUUAAUAUUACUAGGUCGUACCCUAUAAAGGAUUGGCUAGUAAAAAAAAGGGGAUUCAAUGGGGAGACCUCAAGUUUCAAUAUCGAGACCUCACAAGUGUCAUUUUAGUGGGGCCAUGACGCUACCGCUAAGAUGUAUAUAUACCGCACCUAUUUUGUAUAUAUAUAUUAUGUAAAAAAUCGUCCG